AUGAUUCCCAGCAUCAGACCGUGGACUUUCCCAAAAGUUGUUCUCAUCCCGGCUGAAAUGGACUGCAGUUUCGACCUCGCAUCGGUCUUAUCAACACCCGAGAGGGAGUCGAACCGUGACCACUCGACCGCAUUGCCACGAGUGCUCUUGGGUCAGAGGGCAAAUACCACCGGUGCCCCAGAUAGCCUCUGUCCCGAGCACCUUGAAGCCACCAUCAGAACUGCCAAACUCCGAUCUAACGGCAGGUCAGACGCACCCAUCAAGAUGCCAAUCGGAAACCGACUUUGCUGUACCACACUCUUCGCGUCUAACCUCCGUGCCUUUGCUCAAGUUCAACACUACGCCUCGUCUCCUCGUCUUCGUGCCUCGCUUCACUUCAACACUCUGCUUCUUCUCACCGCUUUACGUCGCCAAACCUUCACAGUAGCAUGA
Molecule: messenger RNA, 432 nt
Organism: Protopolystoma xenopodis
Lineage: Eukaryota; Metazoa; Platyhelminthes; Monogenea; Polystomatidea; Polystomatidae
Source: the annotation of a GenBank genome assembly